Molecule: messenger RNA, 12578 nt
Organism: Mugil cephalus (flathead mullet)
Lineage: Eukaryota; Metazoa; Chordata; Actinopteri; Mugiliformes; Mugilidae
Product: protocadherin-16-like
Biological process (GO): homophilic cell-cell adhesion
Cellular component (GO): plasma membrane; cell-cell junction
Molecular function (GO): calcium ion binding
Source: RefSeq, a predicted model, not a curated record
AGCAAUCCAACUCGGCGAAGGAGGGAGGGGAGAGGAGGAGAGGCUACGGAGGAGAGUAAGGGGGGCUGGGCCUUGUGGCGGAGGAGUCGGCUUUCAGUUGGUGAGGUGCACGGUGCCCCGAAGCGUCUGUCUCGGCACACGCACACCGCGUACGAGUGGCUGGAUGCUGAGAGCGCAACGAGAGGAGAGAGACAUUUAAGAUAAUCUGGGGACCGCGCAGAGCACCAGCACCACCACCACCACCACCACCGGCGGCUCUUUUCUGCUGCAGACAGCGAAGAAAGCCGUAGGACUCGGCUCCUCAGCUGAUCCAAGCGCGCUCACCUGACAGGGCGACGGAGAGGCAGAAAGACCCUUCACCGGUGGAGUAACAAAACCUGCCGGUCAGUCUGAUCAGACAAAAAAUCUGUGGAAUUGGCUCAGCUGUCAUUUUGUGGAUAUUAUGUAAAAGAAAAAAAGAAAGAAAGAAAGGAAGGAGAAAAAGCACAGUCCAUCUGACCAGCACGGCUCCAUUCAAGAUUUUGUCCCGGCGGAUUGUCUGUCUUUUUGGGGGGUGGAUUGGAAACCAGUUUGCAUACUAAUCAGGUUUUGGAGGGGAUAUCCAGAGCGCACAUCCAGAGAAACGGAGUGGACCCAAUGAACGCGUAGCAGAGCCCAGCCAUGCCGAUAACAAGUAAAGGGUCAAGACGGAGGGCUUGGGUCAGCCGACCCUGUGUGCAUUCAAGUCUGUGGCAACAGAAACCGCUCUUUUAUUUUUGCUUCAUCUUCACUCUGGUUCAGUCACAAUCUGUUCUCGGAGCCCUGGAACUCCAGCUGGAUGAAGAGCAGCCGGCAGGUACCAUUGUCGGAGACAUCAGCGCCGGGUUGCCGCCUGGUGAAACUGCCAGUCUUUACUUCAUCUCAGACCAUGAGGGCACAGGUGUUGGCAACGACCUCAACAUUGACGAGAACACGGGCAUCAUUACCACCGCGCGUCGCCUGGACCGUGAGCAGAGGGACCACUAUAGCUUUAUCGCCGUGACGAUGACGGGUAUCACAAUUGAGGUGUCAAUCACUGUCAACGACAUCAAUGACCACGCACCCGUGUUCCCCAAAAAGAAAGCCGCUCUCAAAAUCCCUGAGCACACAGUGGUGGGGACAAGAUUUUCCUUGGAGCCUGCGACGGAUGCAGACAAGGACCAGCUGACCACCCAAGGCUAUGUUAUUCGAGAGGGAAAUGUAGGUCAGACGUUCCAACUUGAGACGAAGAGAGCUGCUAAUAAGGUGUUGUAUCUAGACCUGGUGGUCAGCGGGCGGCUGGACAGGGAGAAACGCUCAUCGUACACCCUUGUCCUGGAGGCGUAUGAUGGGGGUUCACCGAGAAGAAUGGGAUCCAUGACCCUGGAAGUGACAGUGACUGACAUCAAUGAUCAUGUGCCGGUUUUCAAUCAGAGCCGGUACCAUGCUAUUAUCUCCGAAAGUCUCCCACAAGGAAGUAGCAUCCUGCAGGUGUUUGCAACAGAUGAGGACGAAGGCGACAACGGUCUGGUGCUGUAUGAAAUCAACCGGCGUCAGAGUGACCCUGAGCGCUACUUUGUCAUUGAUAUAAAGUCAGGGGUCAUCACUUUGAAUAGACCCUUGGACUACGAGUUGAAGAGGGUCCAUGAACUGGUGGUGCAGGCCAGGGACAAUGCCAGCCACCCUGAGGUGACCAAUGCCUUUGUGACCAUCCACGUCCGUGACUACAAUGACAACCAGCCUACCAUGACCAUCAUCUUCCUCAGCGAGGACGGCUCUCCGAGAAUCUCAGAGGGAGCCCAACCAGGCCAGUACGUAGCUCGGAUAUCGGUCACUGACCCAGACUAUGGAGAGUAUGCCAACGUUAACGUGUCCCUCGAAGGGGGAGAUGGGAAGUUCGCUCUAACAACCAAGGACAGCAUUAUUUACCUGAUAUAUGUCGACCAGGUUUUGGACAGAGAGGAGCGAGAUUCGUACCACCUCAGGGUGAUGGCGACAGACUCUGGCACACCUCCCCUCAGGGCAGAGUCCUCUUUUACCAUCCAGGUGACCGACGUCAAUGACAACCCGCCUCUGUUUGACCAGCAGGCCUACCGACAAACUAUUCCUGAGGUUGUGUAUCCUGGAUCCUUCGUUCUUCAAGUUACUGCCAGGGACAAGGACCAGGGCCCCAAUGGGGACAUCCGUUACAGCCUGCUGAAGGGCAAAAACUCUCACUCUGAUUGGUUUUCGAUCGACCCAGUUACGGGAAUCAUUACCACUGCAACCGCUCUGGACUUUGAAUCCGAACCAGCUCCCAGUGUGACUGUUGUUGCGACAGAUGGCGGCCGGCCACCGAUGUCAUCCACAGCGAAAGUGGACAUUGUCCUGCAGGAUGUCAACGAUAACACACCUGUGUUUUCCAGCAGCUUCUACAAUGCCUCCAUCAAGGAGAACACCCCAGCAGGGACCUGCUUCUUAGAGGUGUCAGCCACAGACGAAGACCGCGGUUCCUUCGGCACGAUAGUUUACACCCUGGGUUCCGGCUCUGGGAGUACCGCAGCACCAGCCCACUUCACCAUAAACAAGGAGACUGGCCAGCUGUGCACCAGCACAACUCUGGACCGGGAUGAGGGACAGGACAAGUUUGACCUGACUGUAACUGCAACUGACGGAGGGGGCCUGAGCUCGGUCGCCCGCGUGAGGGUCUCGGUGGUGGACAUCAACGACAACCGUCCCACCUUCUACCCUGUCCUGUACACAGUCAGUCUCAGCACCCACAGCGCCCCGGGAACCUCUGUCGUCAAGGUGACGGCCAACGAUCCGGAUUUUGGAGAAAAUGGCAGGGUGACCUACCGCACGGUGCCUGGAGGAGGCUCCAACUUCUUCACCCUCAACAAGGACACAGGUGUGAUUUCUCUCUCCCGCUCGCUCCACGGCAAAGCCAACACGGUGAUCUCCAUGGUGAUAUCGGCCGAGGACGGCGGCGGCCUGACGGCGCCGGUCAACGCCCGGGUGAACGUCAGCGUGGUGGCGGGCUCGGUGGCGUCUCCCGUGUUCGAGCAGGCGCAGUAUUUCUUCACCGUGCCCGAGGACGUGCUCAGGGGGACGGCGGUGGGAGUGGUGCGCGCCGCCACCAAAACAGGUGUCUCCAAGGGUAUCUUCUACUCCAUCUCUUCUGGAGACCCCGACGGUUACUUCACAGUGGACAGCGCCUCUGGAACCAUUCGCACUGCCCUCCCUCUGGACCAUGAGACGUGCUCCAGUCUCGACCUGGAGAUCCAGGCGCGCUUCGGCUCUCCUCCGGCGUACGGGACCAGCCGAGUGCGCAUUACCAUUUCAGACGUCAACGACAACGCCCCCACCUUCCUCCCUUCCUCGUCAGAGUCCCUGCUUUUGCCCGAGAUCACCAAAAUGGGGACCGUCAUCUACCGUAUUCAGGCCUCCGACAAAGACUCCGGUCAUAAUGGCCAGCUCAGCUUUGACCUGGUCUCCGCGGGGGCCGCGGGCAGCGGUGGCCAGAGGACGUUCGGUGUUGACCGGGGCAGUGGGGAGGUGCGUCUGAUCGGGAGUCUGUCAUACGAAAGUGUCCCACGCUACGACCUCCAGGUGGUCGCCAAGGAUGGCGGAGCCCCUCAGCUCAGCUCCACAUUCACCCUCGUCGUCCACAUCCAGGCACAGGACGCGCAAGGCCCCAACUUUGACACCCUGACGUAUCGCGUGGAGCUUCGAGAAAAUACCCCCCUCAACACGCGAUUCCUUCAAGUUCGAGCGCUUAACAGAGAGUCUUCUGGGAAUGGUGGAAGCUCCUCCUCCUCAUCAUCGUCCUCCUCCUCCAUUUCCUACCGCCUCCGGCCUGAUGGAGACGCCGCCGGCUUUGGCAUCAUGCCAGAUAGCGGGUGGCUUUUUGUCCGCAGCUCUCUGGACCGAGAGGUCAAAGACAUGUACCUCUUGACCGUCCUGGCCACGUCGGGCCCCGGAGGGACGGGGAGAACUGGCAGCGCUGCUGUCCGUGUGACAGUCACAGAUGAGAACGAUAAUUCCCCACGACUGAGCCAGGAGAGGGUGUUCCUGGCUGUCAGAGAGAAUCUCCUGGCAGGAACAGGCUUUGGCCGGGUGUCUGCGACGGACAGAGACGCUGGACUAAACGCUCGCCUCACCUACAGGCUUCUUCACACUGACAGGCACUUCCAGAUUAACUCUCAAACAGGUGAAAUCAGUACCCGCCUUGCCCUGGACAGAGAGCAACAGUCCAGCUAUCAGCUGGUGGUUGUCGUACAGGACGGAGGGACGCCUCCCCGCAGCGCCACUGGCACCGCUCAUAUCACUGUGCUGGAUGAGAAUGACCAUGCACCUAGUUUCACUCAUACCAGGCCAGACAGGGAGCUGCUUCUUCAGGUGAUGGAAGGUCUUCCAUCUGGGACAGUCCUUGGGACAGUGAUGGCUAAAGACCCAGACGAGGGAGAGAAUGGGACCGUAUACUACUCUCUGUCCGGCCCCAGAGCAGAACGUUUCUCCCUCCACCCAAACAGCGGCGAGCUCAGAACCGCUUCCCCUCUGAGGUGGGCAGAGCGAGCGGAGUACGCCUUCACUGUGAUCGCCGCUGACCACGGCACGCCGGGCCUCAGCUCCACCUGCCAGCUACGGAUACAGGUUCUCAGCAGCUCCAAGUCUGCCCCAAAGCCCAAUGUUCUCUCUAUGACCCUGAACACCGUUGAAGGAGUGGCCCCGGGCUCCGUCAUCGGUUCAGUCCGCCCUGACCAGCAGGGACCUGCUGUAUUGGAAGGCCAGGUUACCUACCUGGUAGUGGGAGGGACAGACCGGGAUGGGACUUUCAUGGUGGACCGCUUAAAGGGUGACGUGUACCUCGUACGGGAGCUGGACUACGAGAAAGGGUCGAGGUACACACUGCACAUAGAGGUGUCUGACUUCUCACAGGCGUUUCCCAGCAGCCACAUGGUGAAACUGGACAUCAAUGUGCAGGACAGCAAUGACCAUGCCCCCCAGUUCACAGAAGACCCUGUUACUAUUGUGAUCCCAGAGAGCGUAGAGUCAGGGGCUUCCAUAUAUACGUUCCAGGCUGUGGAUCAGGAUGGCAGUGGACCCAACAGUGAGCUCCAUUACUCCAUCGAGCACUGCUGGCCCGACUCCCCCGACCUCCUGAACCUCGACCCCUCCACCGGAGUCCUGACCCUGGGGCAGAAGUUAGACCGUGAGGCCACUCCCUCCCUCUACCUUGUGGUGCGAGCCACAGACCAGGCAGUGGAUCCUUCUCAGAGGCGCUGGGGUUCGGUCACCGCUCGGGUGUAUGUGACGGAUGAAAACGACAACGCUCCGGCGUUCACCUCUCCGUCCGCGGUCAGCGUCAUGGAGGAUCAACCUGUAGGGUUUGUGAUUUUGUACGUGAUGGCUCGAGAUGACGAUGAAGGAGAAAAUGGCAGGGUCUCAUACAGAAUCCAGGCGGGCAACAGUGCCGGUCGUUUUAACCUGAAUCCCAACACUGGCUCUCUAUCCAUCCUUAAAGCCCUGGACCGUGAAGAGCAGGAUGUCUUCAAUCUGACAAUUGUGGCGGAGGAUCAAGGGAUACCUCAGCUUUCCACCUCUCAGGUGUUGUGCGUGCAGGUGAUUGAUGUGAACGAUGAAGCUCCCGUGUUCCAGCGAGCGGAGUUCGAGGCCCAGGUGAUGGAAAACCGAGGACCGGGAACCACAGUGUUGACAGUAGCAGCCACAGACAGGGACCAAGGUUCUAAUGGCCUAAUAACAUAUGGAGGCGUGACAGAGGAAGGCUUCGUCAUCAACCCUGUGACGGGAGCCAUCACCACCACAAGGGAACUGGACGCAGAGCUACAGAAUCAGUACACACUCACAGUAUAUGCGCGCGACGGAGGGCUGCCUCCUAACUUUGCCAAGGCUGUUGUCCGUGUGGAGGUGCAGGAUGUGAAUGACAACGCUCCGGACUUUGCAAAGUCGUGGUAUGGACUCGAAGUCCCGGAAAACCAGGCGCCUGUGGAGCUCUGCUUCCUCAAGGCCACAGACCCGGACUCUGGUCCUGGUGGAGAGCUGGAGUACAGAAUCACUGCCGGAGACCCUGAUGGAGAUUUCCAACUGCACCUCAGCACAGGAGCCCUGUCUACAUCUCGCGGGCUUGACAGGGAGACAAGGGCACAAUAUACCCUGCAGGUGGUGGCCUCGGACCGAGGCAGCCCUGCUCUCAGCGCGACCGUGACAGUGGAAGUCAGAGUGAUGGACGUCAAUGACAACAGCCCAGUCUUCAGGAAAAGCAGCUACAUGGUGGAGGUGUCAGAGGACGCAGAACAGGGAUCCCAAGUUCUGGAGGUGUCAGCCACAGACGCUGAUGACGAACUGAAUGGGAAGGUCCUGUAUUUUCUCAGCCGGGAGGCACAUGGUGCAUUCACGGUGGAUGACAAAACUGGCCGCAUCACCACGACGGCCCCUCUGGACCGGGAGAAAAGGGCGUCAUACAGCUUCCAGGUGUUUGCUGUUGACCUUUCACCGGCUACACCCAGGAACACUUCUGCUCAAGUCACGGUCACCGUCCUAGACGUCAACGACAACACUCCCUUCUUCAUCCAAGAUCCGUUGAUCAUCGAGGUGUCCAGCAGGCGUUCCCAUCGGGUUUUAGCCACCAUGAAGGCUGAGGACAAAGACUUUGGAGCCAACGGUUCUGUGUUUUAUCGAUUUGCCGCCCCCGUGAAGGGCUUCAGUAUCAACUCCCUGACUGGGGAGAUCCAGGCCACCGUGCCGCUGGGAGAGCUGACCCAGGCUCAGAGGACCCUGAUAGUGGAGGCCAUGGACCAGGGCAGCCCAGCGCAGUCUGCUCAGGGGGUGGUGGUGAUUUACGUGAAGGAGGUGGAGUACAGUGGAAUUCGCUUCUCAAGGACUGCUAGGGACGUCAGCAUACAGGAGAACGCAGCAAAAGGCACAGCUGUGGCUCAGGCUCAGGCUCAACAUCCAGAUGGCACACGUAACGAUAUCAGCUAUAGCCUCUUCAGCGGGAACAGAAAGAAGGCCUUCAGCAUCAGCUCUUCAACAGGUGAAAUCUGGGUUCAGAGCUCCAAUGGCUUAGACUUUGAAGACACUCCCAGACUCCGUCUAGUCGUGAAGGCUGAUACCGUGUCCUCCACAUCUUACAUGGCUAUUAACUUGAUCCUGCAGGAUGUCAAUGACAACCUUCCUCGCUUCCAGCUGCAGAAUUAUGUGGCCUACAUGAAAGAAGCACAGGGAUAUGAAAUGCCAAUCAUACAGGUGGUCGCUGAGGAUGUGGACCAGGGCCAAAAUGGUCAGGUGACCUAUUCCAUCCAAUCAUCAAGCAUGAGCGGCCUGUUUAAGAUCGACCCUGUGACAGGGAGCAUCACCACAGCGGCCAUCAUGGACCGUGAGAUCUUCACACAGACCAAGCUUGUAGUUACAGCAACUGAUAGAGGAAGUCCGCGAUUGGCUGGCUCCGCCACGCUGACUGUGAUCAUUGUUGACCAGAAUGACAACAGUCCCACAAUUCCUUUGCCCCAAGAAAUCCGCAUCCCAGAGAAUACCUUGAUUGGCACAGAGAUCACUCUGGUGACAGGAAACGAUGUCGACUCCAGUCCUGCCCUGUCCUACUCAUUGCAGCUGGACCCAACAGCCUUAGGCAAGUUUGGGAUUCACCGCUACAGUGGGGGCGUGUCACUCACCGCUCCUCUGGACUUUGAGGAGAAGACGUGGUACACCGUGACCGUGAGAGCCACGGACAGCCAACACCAAACUGAGGCCAACAUCACGAUAGUGGUGGAGGAUAUUAAUGACAAUGCACCUGCAUUCACGCAGGAUCUCUAUCAGAUUACUCUGCCUGAGCACACAGCACCAGGAAGUGCGGUUAUCACAGUAACAGCAACCGACAGGGACUCCGGAGAGAAUGGAAGGAUCACCUACAGGGUGAUUUCGUCAACCCAGGAGGGCUUCUACAUUGACCCCACCAAUGGAACACUGUUCAUCAAUCACAGAGCUGAGUUUGACCCUGAACGUCCGUCUGUCAGCAUUGUCAUUGAAGCGCGUGAUGGAGGCUCGCCUCCGCUUUCCUCUCUUACUACAGUGCAAGUACAAAUUUCUGACGUCAAUGACAAUGCUCCCGUGUUUCACCAGUCGGAUUACAGGGCUACAAUUCCUGAGGACACCAUCCCAGGGUCAACAGUUUUGACUUUUGAGGCAUUUGACAGCGACCUCUCUCGAGAAAACUGCGGCUUUGACUUUGCUAUCGCCAACGGGAAUGAAGGAAACGCUUUCCAGAUUGAAAGCAGUGUGAGGUUCCUGGAGGGACGGGGCUUCCAGACCGUUGGGACUCUACUGUUGGCCGAGGGGCUUGACUUUGAAACCAAGCCACUGUACAACCUUACCGUGGUGGUGUCGGACCGCGGUGUGCCCCAGAGAAGCUCUAGUGUUGCUGCAGUAAUAAGCAUAGCAGAUGUGAACGAUAACCCUCCAGUGUUUAGCCGAGCAGAAUAUACCGUGUCACUAAGUGAGGGAGCUGCCGCUGGUACUGAGAUCAUUAGGCUGACUGCUACAGACUCUGACUCAACUCCCAAUGCUGAAGUCCAGUAUACUAUCAGCUCUGGUAAUGAGGUGAACCUCUUUAUCAUGGACCAGUGGACUGGAGCCUUGCGACUCCAGCGUGUACUUGAUCGGGAGCACCAGUCUGCCCACAUCAUCAUUAUUCAAGCCACAGAUGGACAGGGCCACUUUGCGCUGGCUCCUGUCAUGGUCGAGGUCAAAGAUGUAAAUGAUAAUCAUCCGUUCUUUCCUGUUGAAGUCUUGACUGCCAGCAUCAGAGAAAACCAACCAGCAAACUCAGCUGUGACUGUUCUACAUGCCAUAGACCACGACACAGGAGUUUUUGGCCAGCUGAAGUAUUUCAUGGUGGAGCGGUCUGGGGCAGGAAAAGACAGCUUUGCCGUGGACCACAAUUCAGGAGAAAUCAGAAGCAAAAUCCCAUUUGACUUUGAAAAGGUCAACUCCUUCAAUUUUAUAGCCAUGGCAGUAGAUUCAGGCAACCAUUCGGCCACUGUGACUGUACAGGUGUUUGUCACGGGUGAGGAUGAAUAUGACCCACUCUUCACAUCCUCUGAUUUUUCCUUUGAAGUCCCCGAGGGAGCCAAGAAAGGCCAGAGCAUCGGCCAGGUCCAAGCAAACGAUGAGGAUGGAGGGGUCGAUGGUAUCAUUCUCUAUUCUCUUACCUCCAUCUCUCCUUAUUUUGAUGUGAACAAAACCACUGGGGUGAUUUUCCUCAAGUUGGACAGUUCAGGUAGCAGCAGUAGUAGUAGUAGUAGCAGCGGUUCAGGACGGAAUAAACGAGAAACCAGGUUGAUGACCAUGGAUGUGAAAGCUCACAGUCCUCUAGAUACGUCCCGUACUGCUACAGCCCAAGUCUCUAUUGAUGUCUCAAACACCAACUUUGGCCUGGCUGCCGAUGUCAAUGUCUUGCUAAUUAGCAUAAUUGCAGCGUCUCUAGGUUUUAUCAUAUUGCUUGUGGUAAUGGCCGUUGUGGUGUUCCUGGUCAAGUCACGCAGACGGAAGAAAGCCCAGGAUACAGGAAAUAGAACUGCGACCUCAGGAACUGCCUUGCAGAAACUGGACGAUUGCAACUCAGGACCAGGAGGAGACAGGAUCUACCACCAGGCCCUACCAGGCUAUGCCAGCGAUCAGGGUGGGGCCGGUGGUGGUCCCUACACCAGAGGAGGCUCAUUGGAUCCUUCUCACUCCAGUGGAAGGGGAUCGGCAGAGGCAGCAGAGGAUGAUGAGAUCAGGAUGAUAAACGAGUACCCCCGCGUCGCCUCCAUCACCUCCUCCAUGCAGGAGCACAUCUCAGCCAGAGGACCAGACUCUGGAAUCCAACAGGAUGCUGACCAGCUCUCAGAUAUUUCCUGUGAGCCUGCUGCUUUGGAGGGCAGCACCUGGUUCAAAGGGAAGAAACUGGGUGGCAGUCUCAGUGGGACCUUGCUCUCUGGCCAACUCCCGGUCUAUAGGGACGAGGGAGGUGGUUACCUGGGAGUGGGCCGUGGUCUCAACAUAUCCCUCCCCAAGGAUUAUGCAUUCCCUGAGGAUGGUAAACCUUCUGUGGAUGGUUCCCUCACAGCUAUUGUUGCCAGCGAUGAGGAGCUUCGCGGCAGCUAUAACUGGGAUUACCUUCUCAACUGGUGCCCUCAGUUCCAACCUCUCGCGAAUGUCUUCACAGAGAUUGCCAGGCUGAAAGACGAAACUGCCCAGCAGAGCCAGAACCCUCGCCAGCCCUUCCACCCAAAGCCCAAAAUUGAUCCCAAGCCUAGAAUUGACCCUCCACCACUCAUCACAUCAGUGGCCCAUCCAGGGGCCAUGUCAGUUCCCCCAAAAGUCCCAGUGAUUGGGCGGACAUUCCCUCACUUGGCUUCGCUCCGCAGGUCCCCUAUCAGUCAUGAGGGGUCCAUUUCAUCAGCAGCAAUGUCCCCAAGCUUCUCCCCUUCUCUGUCCCCUUUGGCAGCUCGGUCUCCAGCUGUGUCUCCGUUUGGAGUCAAUCAAGGACCCUCAGCGUCCAUGAUCAGCACCAGGGAGCCCUCAUUGGACCAGAGUCCGGAUCAUGAGAUGAGAAUAUGAUUGAAAAAUGACUUUAACUUUAAGACUGACAUCUCAAACAUCUCAAAAAGCAUGACAGACCAUCCUUUUUGACGUUCUUUGGCAUGGAACAAAAGAAAGCAAAUGGGUGUCAGUUGUACUGUCACUCUCAGAAAUCAUGGUCUUCAUCAUCAUUACAAACGCCCGCACAGAGGCGCUUGUUUCAAGAGUCUGACCAUGCAAAUUCUGAGCAAUAAACACUCACAAAUACCUACUAAAUGUACUCUGGGUAGAAUAUUUGCAUUCUUCCACUGGUCGGCAGCGAUGUAAGGAAACAAAGGAGCGUGUGUGUACCUGAUUUAACAGGAGCUGCCCACCCUUCCAUUUUCACAGUGACGCAGGUCUUCAUGAACUGAUCGGGGGUAAGAGGUGACCUGACCUCUUCAUGGGAAUGUGCACUUACCAUGCCCUUCAGUCAGAGAUCCCUUAGUGUGUAGAUAGAUUAAUGUGUAGUUUUCGUGUUACCUCGCUGGCUGGCCAGAGAGCAAAGGACCUCGUCCCUCUCUUUGUGUCUGUGGACAUUUUUACACUUCAGUAUUAAACUCAACUAGUGGCUGAUUUUGAAACGGCCUAUGGACACGUCGUGAAUCACAUGGACAGACAGACAGUGUGUGUUCACGAAGACAGGUUCAUUGAAUUGCCAAUGCAUCACAAAGUGGAAGAGCAAUGGGAUUUAAUGUUUUUCUCACAAUUCAGAUGACGCUUCCUUUGAUUUUACUUUUAUUUUUAUAUUUUUAUAUAAAUUUAUGAUUUCAGAUCCAUUAUUCCACAUUGAGAGGUUUUUGGGUUUUUUUGUGUGUAUUGCGUAUAUGUAUAUUUGUAUGUAUGCAGGUUAUGCUACGUAUACUGUGUGUCUCUCCUAGGCUUUAGAGACUCUUGUGACAGUUCGGAUGUGAGUGAGAGGGCGUUUGUGUUUUUACUAUUAUUUAUAUGAAAAGAGGACUUUCUGCCACAGUUUAACAGUAGGAAACCAAACGCAGCUCACCCUGUGCUGUGUUGCUAAAUUAAGAGUUUUUCUUUUUUUUUUUUUUUUUUGUCAAAUUGUUGAUCAAUCCAAAUCCAAAACAGGCAACUUGAUAAAAAUCUUCAAUCUAAAAGCCCGCUUCUCCAACAGUUCAGCACUCUGUUGUGGUACACCUAUGCACAACAGCACAUUCCCUUUGUUAUUCAGGGACAACUCAAUUUGCUGGUCACCUUUGUGUCUUUGAAAAAAAAAAAAAAAAAGUGCUUCCUUAAGUCACUUACAUCAGUCAUUCACUUGCAUUUUUACUGUGAAGUUGUUCCUCUCAGCACAAUGGAAAUAAGAUGCAGGGUCCAGGCUGAGAUUCGCAUAGGAAAGCUGCUUAACUUUGACAAUUGUAGCAUAUGAGCCAGACAAGCGGGAAGCAAAAGCCUAUAUGCAUGAAUGAUGAAUGUACAAGGAUUUAGCAACCAGUGCAGUAUUUAUAUGUGCUGUUGGAUUUUUAUGAUUCAUGCAUCAAUAUUUCCAGCGACAUGAUGAGGUGUUUUCAGGUUGCAUAUGUCUAACUCAUCUGCACCUUCUUGAUUUUCUCUCACCGUCUAGAAUCACUUCUACCAACACGUUACUGCAGCGAGGGGCCAACGGCUUUACGAGCAUCUUUCUUGUUCUUUCGUGUAUUUAUCAUUCGGGCCUGUUUUUAAUCCUCUAAAAUGCAGUGAUUGGAUGUCCUCUUGUUUUCAAGAAAUGGCUGCUACCUCUGUUCUUAGUUCAACAUUACCGUGCAAAUUGCCUCAUGCGAGGCUGGCACUGGUUCAGCUAAAAGCUACUCAUGCCAUGAGCCAAACUCCAGCACAACAUGCUGUCUCAGAAACAUUUCUGUGUUGGAGGACCUUGACUUGUCUGCCAUUGACUGAUCAGAGGAGCAAUGGCAGGACAAAAAAGGAGCUGUACAUGUAUUUAAAGCAAAUAAUAAAUUCCUACUGAUCUCUUUUGACAAACUGGA